Fonsecaea multimorphosa CBS 102226 is the source of this 1530-nucleotide messenger RNA. RefSeq lists its product as uncharacterized. The transcript is spliced from 6 exons. Gene Ontology annotation, biological process: transmembrane transport. The record is from RefSeq and is a predicted model, not a curated record. NCBI's taxonomy places the organism in Eukaryota, Fungi, Ascomycota, Eurotiomycetes, Chaetothyriales, Herpotrichiellaceae. The coding region runs from base 1 to 1530 and encodes 509 amino acids. Gene Ontology annotation, molecular function: transmembrane transporter activity.
AUGGAGCAGAGGCACCAGUUGACGCCGGAGCACGAAGCUUACCUCCUUGAACGCCAUGGAACUACUGAUCUUGAGCCCUUACCAUCCGCCGACCCUAAUGACCCUUACAACUGGCCCUCCUGGAAGAAAAACGCCAAUCUCACUGUCGUGGCAUUCCAAGGACUGACCACAGUUCUCAACGCUGCUGGUGUCAUCCCGGCACUUCCUCUCUUGAUGGAGGCUCUCGGCGUCUCCGUCCACAAGGCGACUUAUAUCAUCGGCGUCAACAUCCUCUUCCUGGGAAUAGCUCCCUUGUUCUGGAAACCGUUUGCCAAUCGCUUCGGAAGGCGGCCGACCUGGUUGCUCGCCACUCUCGGCAGUGGACUCUUGAACAUAGGUUGCGUUUAUUCCAAAUCCUAUGGAACCAUGAUCACCUUUCGGAUCCUCACGGCCUGCUUUCUGAGCCCCGCUCUCGGCUUGGGCGGCGCUGUGGUCACAGAAACGUUCUUCAGCCACCAGAGAGCAACCAAGCUUGGAAUUUGGACUGUAGCUUUCACGAUAGGUCCCUCUCUGGGACCGUUCCUCGCCGGUUUCAUCGUCUAUCACACAAACAACUGGCAAUGGGUCUACUGGUUCUUUGUCAUUGUGAGCCUUGCGACAUUUGUUGCCGCUCUGUUUCUUUGCCCAGAAACAUUGUAUAUCCGAAACUCUCCGUCUGCACAACAACAAUUGACCAUCAAGAAGCAAUAUUUGAGCUUGCGCCGCAUUGACCCCGCCCCAUUCACCCUCACUGAGAUCUUUCAGCCAUAUGUAAUGCUACUGCGACCCAGUGUCUUGCUGCCGGCCGCUUCAUAUGCCGUGGUCUUUUGCUUCGCCAGUCCCGCAGUGAGCGUCAUUAUUCCGACCGCUUACGGAGAAAAGUUCGGCCUCAACGCGCAGCAGAUCGGACUGCAGUUUCUGGCGAUCAUGAUCGGUGCAAUCAUUGGAGAACAGGUUGGAGGGUUCCUGAGUGAUGGAAUGAUGCGCUGGAAGCGCGGUGCAGCCGAAAGGAGGCCGGCAGAGUUCCGCCUUUGGGCAUCGUAUAUCGGCUUCGCGACUGCGAUCGCUGGAAUGGUGGAAUGGGGAGUCACGCUACAGAAUGCUCCCGUCGGAUGGUGGACUGUUAAACCAGAUAUCGGUCUGGGCAUCUUGACCUUUGGACUCCAGGUCGUAACAACGACCCUAGUCACAUAUGCUGUUGAUUGCAACCACAACGAGGCGGCCGCCGUGGGUGCAGCAAUUAACCAGGUCCGGCAAAUAUGGUCUUUCAUCGGCCCGUUCUGGUUUGUCCCCAUGUAUGAAGCCCUGGGGUUCGCAAAGGCUGGGGGGAUGAUGGCGGGCCUCAUAGCGGCAGCUGCGUUGCCAAUCCUAGCUUUGCACAUCCUGGCAUCAUCCAGGCGGCGAGGCUCCGGUGUGCAUUUCGAGCAUCCUGACUCCAAGCCUGAGCACCAGUCUGUGACCACUAAAGAUACUGGUGUCUCAUCAUACGUGGAAAAGGUUACUGAGGCUUGA